This is a messenger RNA of Podarcis lilfordi (Lilford's wall lizard), 30604 nucleotides long. NCBI's taxonomy places the organism in Eukaryota, Metazoa, Chordata, Lepidosauria, Squamata, Lacertidae. The record is from the annotation of a GenBank genome assembly.
AUAAUACGCGGGCGCGCACUUGCAGCGCGCUCGGUCCCUUCGCGGCUGGCCAGAGAGCAGCGCGCGCGUGUGGCUCCAUCGACGUGGAGGAGCCGCUGGCCGGUGCUGCCACAUCACGGCGUCGGCCACGCGCGAAGGGCCCCGGCAUGUGGCUCCCUCUGCUCGUGGGCGCCCUCGUGGGCGCCCUGCACCCCGCCGCCCCCUCCUGCCAGCCCGGCCAGGGGGCUCAAGGUAAGGCGAUCAGCCCCAAAGCGGCGCUUCGGGAGAGGGGGAGCUGGGCGGGGGGGGGGCGCUUUUGCCAUUGAAGCGCCGGCUCAAGGGCUUCCUCCUGCAGAGCAUAGCAGGAUCGCCCCGUCCCUGCAGCGGCUGACGCCUCGGAGGAUGCGGAGAGACGUGGGAUUUCCUCUUUCCAGGAACAGAGUCUUGGCCAGACUCACUAAUCCAAGGGGACGGUCCCUCGCCUGUAAUUGUGUGCGCGCGCUUUUGGUCUCCUGGGCAUUUAACUUUGAGCGCGGCCCCCUUCAAGUCUGAAAGAGAUAAGGAGGAAAGGGCUCCUUAAAACCAGUAAGUUUCAUUCCCCGGUGCCUCCGUCUGCUGCGCGCUCCAUCGGGCCCUGGGGAGCCAUAAGGGGACUUCAGCUCCCGGUUGGAGGAAGCAGAAAGAGGGGGCUAAAGGGGGGGCGCGCGGCUCUGCUCAUCUUCUCUUCUCCUACUCGCUGCCUUCAAGAACUAGGUUUUAAGAACCAGGUGGGCGGACUCUGUAAGAGCAUUCUUUUUCCUCUUGUAUGAUACUCAUCUCCAUUCUUUCUGUUUAUUAUUAUAAAUAUUCGGAAGCUCAAAAAGUUUUGGGGGAGGGAACUGAUUUCCUUCAUUGUACCCAGUUCCACAACCUGCCCCUAGAACGCAGCCAGGGAACUGAUCCCAGCCUUGACAUUUAAUGCUGGUAGGCUUGGGCCAGCAACGCAGGCAGCAGGGUCCCUCAUGGCAUAUUUUCGUGGCAUCCCAUGGGUCUUUCAGAGCCAAGGAACCUGCUCCAACCCUGAACUGGCCUCCUUGGGCAAUCUGAGCCAAUGGGGAGAGUUGGCUUCCUAGCAAGAGUCAGGAGAGGAGCUUGGUGCAAGGAUGGGCAUCUUAUCAAGCAUCCAGCUCUGUAAACCAGCACCUUGACUUGGAGCCAAAAAUCGACUGGGAGCUGGUGAAGAUGGCAAAACAAUAUGUUGUGCUCAGACAGCUCAGAUUCAGUUAACAGUCUUUUAGCCAUCAUAUAAACUAAGUGGAGUUUCUUCACUGUUUUCAAAGGCAACUCUAUGCCUACCGUAUCCGGGUAGGGCUGUAGUUGUCAUGGCAGUCUAACCUGGAAAAAGGUGCUCCUGCUCACAGUGGCCACUUGUCUCUCUAGGGCCGGGCUGGUCCAUCCAUAAGGCAAGGUGAGGUGACUGCCUCAGGCGCCAGGACCCACAGGGGCAAAAGAUCAGACGUCCAAGGAAUGCAUCGCCCACUGCUGCCGUCACAGUGGUAGCAAUGGCUACAGCACAUUCAUUGGAGGUCAGAUCUACCUCCCUCCUCGGCAGCCCCCCCCCUUCCAAUGCUGCUUCUACAGCGGCCUUUUGGGGAAAUAGGAGGUGCUGCUAGUCUCCUACUCCCAGGGAGAAAAUGAUGGGGGGCUGCCUGCUGGGUUCUCCUGGGCUCUGUGUCCAUCCAGCAGGAUUCAGAGCAGGCCUCUUCUCUGCCCACCCCUACCCCCCCAUGGCCUUUGAUUCCCACAACUGUUGGAUGAGUUUGAUUUGAUCCCCCAUCCUGUUCCCGAUGUAGAUCUUUACUCCUCCCCCAUGUUCCUGAUGUAAAUCUUCACUCACCCCUUCUUCCCUUGUGGUUCACCUCAGGCGCCACAAUGUCUCAGGCCAGCCUUGUUUCUGCAAGGUCAGCCUGACAUGAAACAGGGCCUAUCCUGAUGACAUUGGGAAAUGGGCAGGUUCCUAAGGUAGGAGAUGGUCCUUCCAGUAUCCUAGUCCUAAGUCACCAGCACUUUGAAGUGGACUUACAAACUGACUAGCAGGUCAUGAAGAUCUAGCAAAGAAGUCACAUGUUCCUAGUAUCUGGAAUCAGUCAAAAGUCUGACUGCAGCAUUUUGCAAUCAGUUGAAGUUUCUGGACACUCUUCAAAGGUAGCUCCAAAUGAAGAGCAUUAUAGUACUCUUUGAUAUGACUCAGUUAUGUGUGACCAUGGUCAAAUCUGCCUUCUUUACAAAUUGCUGAAGCUGGUGUACCAGUCUCAGCUGGGCAAAGGCAGUCCUUGCCACAGCAGCUCCCUGAGCAUUCAGGAGUAAACCUGGGUCCAGGAACACUACCUAGCUGCACACCUGAUUCUUCAAGAGGAGUGCAACUCCACAGCAGUGGAGCAAGCCAAAGCAAAUUGCAUCUGCACUGACAGAUCUAGAGGUCCUACUAAGCAAGGGCAUUUGUCUAGAUGGAUUUUCUCUCUCUCAUUCAUCCAGCCAGCCAGCCAAUGACCUAGAGUGGCCACUUAUGCACUGCCGCAAGGAGGAUAAAGGUAAAGGUAAAGGACCCCGACAGUUAAGUCCAGUCGCAAAUGACUCUGGGGUUGCGGCACUCAUCUCGCUUUACUGGCUGAGGGAAGUGACGUUUGUCCACAGACAGUUUUUCUGGGUCAGGUGGCCAGCAUGACUAAGCUGCUUCUGGCGAACCAGAGCAGCGCACAGAAACGCCGUUUACCUUCCCGCUGGAGCGCUACCUGUUUAUCUACUUGCACUUCGACAUGCUUUCGAACUGCUGGGUUGGCAGGAGCUGGGACUGAGCGAUGGGAGCUAACCCCGUCACGGUGAUUCGAACUGCCGACCUUCUGGUCGGCAAGCCCUAGGCUCUGUGGUUUAGACCACAGCGCCACCCACGUCCCACAAAGAGGAUAAACAUCACCAAAAAGAGGAAACGAAUUUGCAUAAAACAUACAUGCUAAUGUAUAUAUGGGUGCAAAUUUCAAAAUUAAAAACUGGAAUUUAAAUUUUGGUGGUACCUCCAUCCCUUAAGACAAAAGAGCUACACACAUAUCCAUAGCACCCCCAGUUUAUUCGUAGCUGUCUCCAUAUAUCUCUGUAAACUGAGUUGCUAUUUUAAGGCCCAGGAGCAACCUACCCAGAGUUGGCCCACCCACCCAUGAGGCAACGUGAGGUGGGCUCUUCAGACAGCAGAUGUGGGUCUGAGGAGUGUGGGCUUGCCUACUGCUGCCUCCUCUUCUGCUGUGAGUGCACCCCCACUGCUGUAGGCACCCCACCCCUGCUGGCUCCUCUGGCACAGGUACGACCUGCCACUGCUGCUGGUGGUGGUGGCAUAGCACAGCUGUGAAGGAGACAGUGGUGGUGCUAUGGCAUGCUUGCAGAGGAGGAAGAGGAGGAGACAGGGCAUCCCAAGCAAAAUGUCAAAGGGCAGGAUGGCCCUGACCAGCCCUGCUUCCCCCCAUUACAUGUGGGUCAUCUGGCUACCUGGGGCUGCUACUCCCAGAGAGAAGAGGAGGGUGGCAGCCAUGGCCAUAGCUCUCCACAACUAACUUGUGGUAGCCAAGGCCCCAGCUGUAGCUUGCAGGAGCAGUUAGAAGUGCCCCAUCUCUACUUCUAAGCGCUGGGUCAGCUCAGUGGCAGACACAGGCUCCAGUCAUGUUGCUAGGCAUGGUGAGGCCCCAUCAGGGGAAAAGGAGAGGAAGUUGGAAAACCUGCCUCCUUUUCUUUGUUUAUUUUUCCUUUCUAUCCAGCUGUAGCACUUACCAUUGUGCAUUAUGUCCAUUCAUCAUUUCUAUUUUAUUUUAUUUUUUAAUAUUUUUAUUGGAUUUUUGUAUAAGCAAGCUUAUAAAAAACAAAACAAAAGAGAACUCUGGAUCACAAACACAGGAUAUUGGAUUCAGGUCAAUAGUGCAUAUGUAAAGGGUACAUGAAAGUUACAAAUAAUAAUAGUAAUAAUAAUAAUAAUAAUAAUAAUAAUAAUAAUGUCAGUGCUUUUUUAAGGACCACAUGCGCCAUAUGUCCAGGGAAGCAGCAGGUAACAUUUGAUGCAACUGAUAGGUAUUUGCAUAAAAGAUGAAUUCCUCCCAUGCAGAAUGAAAAGAGACCAGUUUUGCAGUGCCAUUAAUAGCCCUAAAUGCCAAGUUAUCUUUUCUAGCAAAGCAAAGUUCCAAACAUUAUUCAGUCAUGAGGAAAUACAGAGGCCAGAUAACGUUUUCUAUUUUUGGACGAUAGAAAGGCUUGCAGAAUUUAAAGUUUGUUGGAUUUCAUGUCAUUAUUACUACCUUCAAACAAAGGCAAAAGUGAAUAAAUUCAAUUUCUUUGAAAACUGCCAACCUAAAUGAUUGAACCAGGGGGCACUCCCACCAAAGGUGGAGGUAUGUACCCCAUAUCCUGCAAUCUCUUUAGCAAUCUGGGUCACGCGGGUGGUGCUGUGGUCUAAACCACUGAGCCUGGGGCUUGCCGAUCAGAAGGUCAGUGGUUUGAAUCCCCGUGAAGGGGUGAGCUCCCGUUGCUCAGUCCCUGCUCCUGCCCACCUAGCAGUUCGAAAGCACGUCAAAGUGCAAGUAGAUAAAUAGGUACCGCUCCGGCGGGAAGGUAAAUGGUGUUUCCGUGCGCUGCUCUGGUUUCGCCAGAACCGGCUUAGUCAUGCUGGCCACAUGACUUGGAAGCUGUACGCCAGCUCCCUCGGCCAAUAAAGCGCCGCAACCCCAGAGUCAUCCGCGACUGGACCUAACAGUCAGGGGUCCCUUUACCUUUUACAAGUCAUAUUGGAAAGUUAGAUUGGUUAAGUUUAACCUAUGGUUAAGUUUUAGAGAAAGUUUCCUUCCAUGUGCAGAGAUAAAUUCUGUUGGUCUACUUGUCACCCAUCCAUCAUUCCUUACAGGGUAAAUUCCAGAAAUACAAAGCUGAAGAAACUAUGUAACUAUGCUGCAUUGGAAUGUACAUCCCGUUUUUUUUAAUGUGUGCAGUGGCCACAAUAUCUGCCUUGUAUCUGCUGUACUUUGAAACAGCUCCACCCGUUUUGAAUCAUUUUGAUUCAGUAUUUGGGUCCAACUCUGAUAUGUUAAAUUUGAAGCUGCUUCACGCCCACUGACUAUAAUGGGAGAUAUAAAACUUGCUAUUAAUUCCCCCAUUUCACAUAAGUGGAUGAAAUUUGCAGUCAAAGGAGUGGUUUAAACCUGCUUGUUCAGGCAGAUCCAUUCAGGGGUUUUUUUGCUUAGGAAAUCUUUAGGGCUGUAUCCAAGUGAACAGUUAUGCUUGCGCAAUAACGUUUAGCUGUGCAAUGUAACUUCCCCACUCCCUGCACUCCCCCCACAAAAAAAAUCUGCUCCAGAAGGUUGGGGGAACCCCUGGACAAAAUUUGGCACAAGAAGAGGGAAAAUACAUUGUGCAGCUAAAUGUUGUUAGCAUAGCUAACUAGCAUAGCUGCUUAGUUGGGUACUGCCCAAAGUCUCAACUUUUUUCUGAAUUAGAUGCAAACCAAAGACAAUUUAAAACUGAAGACAAGGCCCCCUCUUCUGUUUUUUUUAAAAUGAUAUUUAUUGAAAAUUUUUUAGAAUUACAAAAAAGAACACAGCAGAAAAAGAAAAAAGAGAAAACAAAGAAAAAACAAACCACAUCAAACAAUGUAGAUUAAAAAAAACCAAAAAUACACCACAAACAGAUAAAAACAAAUCCAUCAUUCUCGAAUCCUCAACUUUCAUUACCUUCUUUCUUUGACCUCCUCCUCCUCCCUUUUUUUGUAUCCUAGUUAUUAAUUAUCGCAGCAAAUCCUUUCCAUAUUUCAUAAUAUUCUGUCAUUACAUUACCUUAAUCUAUUUUCAUCUUAUCUUAUAGAAAACCUUAAAACUUAAAACUUAACUCUUAUUUUUACCAACUUCUCAUAACCAUAAUAUUCUUACCUAAUUCUUUAGACAUUUUUGCUAGAGCCAAGUAAUUUCGUUCCAACAUUUUUCUAACAUUCAUCAAUUUUAUAAAACAAUCCUAGUAAUAAAAAGAAAGAAAUAAAAACAAUCCAAUCUUCAUCCAGCGUCCCUUCCUCCUGUCAGUCCUCUUUAUCCCAUUGAUCUAGCGCAUUAACCUGGUAACCUUAUAUCCGAGGCCCUUAAGUCUCUUCCAUGUCCCUUCCGCAGCUCUUCUUCAUAUUCUCCUUUCACUCGUGGGAACUCCAGCUUGGUAAUGUUUUUGACCCUUUUCAACAAAUCAGCCCCUUUUCCAAAGUCCAGACUAAACUCCAUGUGGUAUUUAAAAACAUGUUUCAGAAUCCCUCCAAGAUUAAGAGCCCCCACAGCCCCAAACAUCUCACGGCCCAUUGCCAGACUCGGAAAGUCCAAACAUCCCUGCAUAGGGGGAUCUAUCCAACCCCCCCAUUUCCAAACCAGUCCAAACCUUAUCUUUCCGAAUCUGGCUUUUUCCAAGUUCAUUUGUCAAAUCCAAAAGCUCAUGUUCCUGCAGGGCCACAGCUCCCUCCAUCUCUGGCGCCCAAGAUUCAGCAACAUCCUCUUCUCUCAUCUGUUCUGUCAGGGCACACUCCUGAUUUAAUUCCUGGGUGGGCUCCAUAUAGUUUCCCACUGCCUGUUCAAAAAUUCUGACCGCAUUAGUCAUCAAAUCCGUAUUCUCAUUUAACUGUUCCAGUAGGGCAUUUGUUUUACAGAGAGCACACAACAGAGCUUCUGAAUACAUUGUCCUACAAGGUCACAAGUCUAUUUCCCACGAUUGUAAUCUGUAACAGCUGCAAGCUCCCUGGAAUUAGUUACAGUUUCACAGUCUCCCUCUAGGGGGAAAACUUCUAUUUGUUCUUUCUUUUAAGGACGAAUCUAGCAACAAAGUUUCCUUUUUGAGAUAUUUUGUCAAUAUUUGUUCCUUUAAAAUGCGAAAGGGAACAGUGGAAUCACUAUGUUUCUCUUCUUUUAGCUAUCUGUCAAAAGCGUUUGUCUCUGGUCAAUGAGCUUCAAACGUCAGUCCUGACACCCCGCUCCAGGAUCAGGACGGUGGAAAGUUACUUUACUUUAAACUCACUUCUGCAGGUUUAAACAGUCCGAAAAGAUCCCCUCCUUCUCCUGCUUCCGAAGGGGGGUUCAACAAUUUUAAAUGAUGAAAGUUAAUCUUUUAGAAGCGAUUUUCUGAGCUCUAGUUUACGUUGUCUUUGCUUUAUUCUGUCUACAAAGAAACGGAAGGCUGACUUCCUGUUUAGACCUUCCCGUUUCAGUGCCAAAUUGAAGUGAAUUUUUAAGUCCAAUUCCUUUCUGCUCGCAAGUCCUUAUUUAAAGUCCAAUUGUCCGAAAUUUAAGUACUCACGGGUGAUUAUUUUAGAAGCCAAAUUGUCCCAGGAAAAAGGCAGCGCUCUCCGGCAACGGCUAUGCGGCUUCGCUCCACGGAAAAAGCAGUUGACUCUCAGCACCGCGCCACUUCCCCCUCUUCGCUUCGGAGCCCGUUAGUGGGUUCCUUUGCGGGUUGGGGGGGCGCUAAGGGUGCCCGCCGAGUCCCAUGGUCACAGGCUUCAUCCGCCUGUGAUUUUUAAAAGGGUCCCCGCUUCGCCGUAGCGGAAAAGACCCGUUUCGCGCGGAGCUAGUCCCUCCAGAUCAGAGGGAGUCUGCCAUUGCCGAUGGCGCCACCCCGGAAGUACAAGACCCCCCUCUUCUGAGGGGAUGAAGACUGCCAGAUUUCAGAAAAAAAAUAGACACAGCAGUUCUCCUACAAGCUCACACUUUUGUUUUCCCACCCUAAACUGGCAAUCAAGUUCUCUCCCUCAGUUUGUUAUGGGCAAAAUCAGUUUGAAAACUGGAGAUAUGAAGGUGGCAGUCCUGGGUAAGAAACUCAACGAAGUUCAUACAAAAGGUCCAGGGACUUUUUUGCUAGGUGAUUUUCUCAUCUCUCUCUCUCUCUCUCUCUCUCUCUCUCUCUCUCUCUCUAUCUAUCUAUCUCUAUCUAUCUAUCUAUCUAUCUAUCUAUCUAUCAUCUAUCUGUCUAUAUCUAUCUAUGGAAAUCAUGCUUUUCAGUCCUUUCUGAAAGUGCCCUUUGUGAAGAAGAGAAAGAGAAAGAAAUGAUUUUUAAUUGUUUGGUAGGAGGAAGAAUGAUUGGGAAGGAAGCAAGCUAUCCCAGUAGUCAACUCUAGCUGCUUGCUUUUCAUAGCCAAAUGGAUUGUGUACAAGAAUGACAACCCAACUGAAGAACAACUGUUUAUUUACUUCAACAUCUUUCCCCGCAAACACUGUGAUUGCAGUGCACUGGGGAAAUAAUUAAACGUCUGUCGAUCCCUUCUACCUCUCCACCCCCUCUGGAGUUCUGGGCGUUUCCCCAAUCAGUCUGGUUUCAUUUCUAAGAAAAGAAAAAGCGACGUGGGGGCAGGGGGGAGGCUGCACAUCUAACUUCUUUGAGGGGAAACAAGGCCACAGAGGGACCUUGAGAAGCCUUGUUAAUUCCAUUUGGGCACAUGAAAACCUGCCAGAAUCACUCCAAUUUGCCGUGUUAUUUGGGGCACACUCAGAACAUAUCUCUACUAAGGUAAGGCAAGGCAAAGGACUCCUGGACGGUUAAGUCCAGUCAAAGGCAACUAUGGGGUGCAGCAUUCAUCUCACUUUUCAGGCUGAGGGAGCUGAUGUUUUUCCACAGACAGCUUUCUUGGUCAUGUGGUUAACAUGAUUAAACCACUUCUGGCACAACGGAACACCGUGAUGGAAACCAGAGCGCAUGGAAACACUGUUUACCUUCCCGCCGCAGUGGUACCUAUUUAUCUACUUGCACUGGUGUGCUUUCAAACUGCUAGGUUGGCAGAAGCUGGGACAGAGCAACAGGAGCUCACCCCAUCGCAGGGAUUCAAACCGCCGACCUUCUGAUCGGCAAGCCCAAGAGGCUUAGACCACAGCGUCACCCGCAUCCCUUAUCCCUAGUAUGCAUCACUCACAGAGGCCUGCAACAAGUAAGGCCACAAUUUCACACUAAAACCCCAAUAUCAAGAUAACAUACUCAGCAGGGCAAAAGCUGGUGGCCACGCAAAGUGCAACAUGACUUGCAGAACAGCAGGCAGGGAGGCGAGCAAGCAGCCCAGGCAAGCUGCAGAGGAACGGCCAGGACCAUCCUGCUCUGCUGACACUCUCUCACCUACCCUGCCACUAAGGCCACAGCAGUGCUGGAGGCUGAGGGAAGGCAGCAGAGCCCUGGUCUGCCCCACCUGUUAUGGGCAGGGCUGUAAGGGGAGGGGAGGGGCAAACAGAAGCAGGUGGGGUAGAAAAGGGGAGGCCCUAUCAGUGCAGAGUGGCCUUUGCAAGCCUUCCUGUGGCUCUGCUGGCUGCAGGAGAAAGCCUACUGCUGUAGCCGCCAACUCUUAAUUGAUUGAGUUUACUUUAAUGCCACUUUUCCACAAUGAAAUGUGCCCGAAGCGACUUAACAGCUAACAUUAAAAGCAUCAAAAUACAGAACAUAGGAAAUACAAAUGUACAAAAUGUAGACCAUGUCAGUACAGUGGUACCUUGUGUUACAGACACUUCAGGUUACAGACUCCACUAACCCAGAAAUAGUACCUUGGGUUAAGAACUUUGCUUCAGGAUGAGAACAGAAAUCGUGCUCCAGCAGCAGGAGGCCCCAUUAGCUAAAGUGGUGCUUCAGGUUAAGAAUAGGUUCAGGUUAAGAACGGACCUCCGGAACAAAUUAAGUUCUUAACCUAAGUUACCACUGUAAAUUAAAACAUGACAAAUAUCAACAACUUGGCCAACAAGGAAUAAAUUCAAUAUAUAUUUAUAAGGCCACAAUCUGGGCUUAAGUACGUAAAUACAAAGCAAAAUGAGAGUUAUAUGCCAAUAAAUUCUCUGGUAAUGUAUUACCUGUACUCCAAGGAGCCUGGCUUACAAACAAUGGGGUGGGGGGAGCAUUUCCAAAAGGUGGUGCUUUAACUUGGAUCUUAGGCAAGUCAAUCAAAAAAUUGUGUUUUUAUCGUUUUUGUAAAGAAAAGCUCAACAAUUUCGGUGGUUUCCUAAAAAGAAGCUCAGCAAUGUUGAGGUCUUCCUAAAACCUCAACAACUUUCAGGGUGUACUGGUUUUUACUUGGCAACCCUACUGGAAUGACCAGCUGCUGGUGCAGGUGUUAUUGUGCUUUGAAUUAUCUGGGCAUGGCUUUGGCAUCUGUGAAGGAUGGGUCAGGGUUUGGGUGAUCUGUAAGGAGAAGGAAUUGGGGCAUGGGUAGCGGGGGGGGCAGCUGCCCCCCUAGAUCAAGUAAAACAAUAGAAAUACUUAACUAACUGACCAAUCACGUUGGUUCUGACCAAAGUCCCCCCCCAAAGUCCUGCCUGCCCCUAACAAAAAUCCUGGCAACCUCCAUAGAUUGGGGGAGGUGUAAAGGGAGGGGGUUGGCCAGGGAGGGGUUUUUUGUGGUGUUGGUAAGCAAUGUGAGCACAGCCUCUAGCAGUUUUGUAAAUUGCAGGCUGCAAAGGCUCCUUUAAAGAUCUAUGUCUAUUACAGUGGUACCUCGGGUUACAUACGCUUCAGGUUACAGACUCCGCUAACCCAGAAAUAGUACCUCGGGUUAAGAACUUUGCUUCAGGAUGAGAACAGAAAUUGUGCUCUGGCGGCGUAGCGGCAGCAGGAGGCCCCAUUAGCUAAAGUGAUGCUUCAGGUUAAGAACAGUUUCAGGUUAAGAACGGACCUCCGGAACAAAUUAAGUACUUAACCCGAGGUACCACUGUAUAUGUUUUCUGGUUCAUCAAUCUACAUUCCCUCCCCUUCCCUGGACUUUCUAUGCAUCAUGUACUAAUGAUGAGAUCCGAGAAUGAGUUUUGGAAAUGUUUUAACUCUCUCUGCUGCUGUCUGUAUUGCCACCUAGUGACUAAAGUGCAGAUUUAACCUACAAUAUUGAAUCUUUAAUACGGUAUGUAAAGUUAAACGAACUGAUGAUGAGGGUUCUGCCUGAGCUAGUUACAGACCAUAAGUUGUUUCUGCAUUUUCAUGGAAAUUCAGAUUUGGCAUCCAAUCACUGAACUCACCCUCAAAGCAGAAGUUAUACAUUUAAUAUUUUCGGGUAGGCAGAUGGUUUCGUUGUGUAAAAAUGGUUUCGAUGUGUAAAAAUUCUAUCUAAUAUGCUGCAAUUUGAAGCAGUCAUGUUUUAAUUUAUUUCAUUACAACCUGUCCCCCCACCCUCCACCUUUGUUUUCCAGCUCAGUGUCAAACCCCAUCAGAAAAUAAAGGUAAGAUAUCUGUUUUUGUUCCUUUUUUGAAUUUAAAUCUAAUGUGCAAAUACUGAAAAAUCUUCCCAGAUUUUCUCACACAAAGAGAGACAAAAAUGCCCAUAUUUCACUCAGAGUAAUUAAUGCUACUACUUCACCCCAUGUAGGAACUUGGCCAACAUAUCUAUGAACCUCUUCAUAUUUAACAUAGGGGGUGCUUUGCCAUAUCACUAUUUGCCUUCCUGAAUAAUAAUAAUAAUUGUGCUCAUGGAACCCUUGUUUUAAAACAGCUGUCCUGGAUGCCAGUUUGCUUCUGGGCCCAAUUCCAUGUGCCAACAUGUUUAAAGCCCUAAACAACUUAGAUGCCUCAGUCCUGUGAAGAGUUUCCAGACAAGCCACUAAUUAAUAAAUUCAAGGAAAGUGCUAUGUUUAAUACUAGAUUGUUUUAGGUAGAAUACUUAACAAGAAACAUUUGUUUACUUAUCUCCUGAUUUCUUACAGCGACAUGCGUGGACAUCAGCUUGGGAUCCUGCAAUGAUGUGUCCUAUUCAAAAACAAUUUUCCCUAAUUUGCUGGAUCAGAAGUCCAGAGGAGUGAUUGAAUACAGCUCCGAAUAUAUCUUGAUGAGUGUGCUCCAUAACUUGCUGCAGGGAGAAUGCAAUCCUGAUCUAAGGAUUCUAGGCUGCUCCAUUAUGGCCCCAAAAUGUGAAGAGGGGAAAAUUGUUAAGCCUUGUCGUAAAGUUUGUGAAGCUCUGAGGAAAAAUUGCCUUCCUGCCUUUGAUGCGAUUGACAUGGCAUGGCCAUAUUUCUUAGACUGCGAUCGCUUUUUCGUCGAUGAAGUAGAAGGAUGCUUUGAUCCAUUAGCAAAGCUGCGAGGUAAGAACCAAAGCCAUGUCUGCAUGUUGUAUAUUAUGCUGCGACGAUCAGAUCCAGUCAGCAGGCCUAGAAAUUUGGCAUGUCCUUGUAAAUAAAAGGACUAAAGGCCCUGGCCACAAUCCGAAGUAUUUAUGUCUGUAGGCUACAGAAUAAUUCCUACCGAUAUAAUUCCAAUGUAUUAGGGACUUUGACUAGAGGUCAACUGAAUUACUCAUUUUGUUACAAUUGAAUAUUGGUUGCUGAAAUCAACUUGUUUCAACCUGAGUUGAAUCAGAUGAUGCAUUUGUCAUCUGGAUUGCCAAUCAGCCAGUCUUUUAAGAAGGAAAGCGGAGAUGUCAGUCACAUAAUUAGAUAUGUAGCUGAUAAUUUAUGCAUAAAUAAACUAACCAGAUUACUGGCAUAGCCUGUACAAAACCACCUUGGGUUGACAUCUGUUUAGGUCCAUGUAAAUCAGUCCUGAAUGAAAUAAAGUAUUUGGUGUCCAGUUGGGACAAAGGUUUUUAUUCUACAUCACCUUGAGGCAAUUGCGUAGAAAGUGAUCAAUAAACUGAUGAUUUAACAUAUCCUGCACGCAGAUUGGUUAAAUCUCAAUGUAAUUUUAAUGCCAAAAGGGUCAGAUUAAGAUUAGUUGAUGUCUUGGAGUUGCAAUCAUUUGAUCAGGAGGGAGUAGAAAAACAUGUCUCUUUAUAGUACAAAGAGGUAUCACUCUAGCUAAAGGAACCAAGAUUUUAUGUCUUCAAGCAUGAAGAUCUCUUUUGCAACCAUUUUAUUCUUCCUUCAUACUUCACAACAGCCAUGUGGGGUAGGCUAGCCUGAGAGCUGGUGAUUGAUCCAAGGCAGGAAGUGAGCAAAAACAAUGAUGAAUUAAGUGGAAGUGAGUUUAAAAUGUAAAACUGUAUAUGCUCAGAUUAUUUUCAUUUUGGUUUUUAGGCUUGACAAAAUGUUUUUUGCUUUGGUGUUUUGUUAAGAUUUGUGAAACUCUACAGGCUCAGAUUACCUUUUUUGUAGUCCACAAAAUCUUAUGCCACAACAAACUUGUUAGUCUUUAAGAUGCUACAAGACUUGUUUUAUGAUAUUCCAAAUGCCUCUGAGACGUUCACAAACAGAGCAUGAUGGAGAAUAAGGUCUGCUGGACAUAGUUCUCAGAGACAUAUUUUCCUUAGGGACCACUCUGCCUGCAACCCAGGGAACAGGAUGACUUAACAUGGGGUAAGUGUGAUCCUAAAAUAGAAUAUUAACCACCUACUUACAAUUGGCUAACGUGUUUGAUUUACACAUAUCUUUUCAUUUCUUUGAAUUACAUUUGUCCCAAUUGUGUUAUGUCCUUAGAUGUUGGGAUAAUCUUCUACAUGGGCAUAACAAUUAGUGAGCAAACACAGCUACGUCAAUUUUCUUGCAUUGCAGGGGAAACUGAAUUUGUGGAAGAUGCUCCCAGUGAGGUUCCUACUUUCAUUCAGUUCACCCACCACUCGUACUCACAAAUGGUGAGAGAAUUGAAAAAGGUAGCAUCCAGAUGUUCCCACAUUGCUAAGUUGUACAGUAUCGGCCGCAGCUUUGAAGGGAAAGACCUCUUUGUGAUUGAGUUUUCUACUAGUCCUGGACACCAUGAAUUGCGUGAGUAAUGGACACUAGAGGUAUAUGAAAUUUGUUCAGAGUAUUGGCAUUGCUUGAACCAUGGCAAACUGGAAAGAAUACUCCUGUUCCUUACUGUUAACUACACUAGGGAUUGAGACCUGCAUCAGCGAAUAACGACUAAAUUAAAUGUAUUUAUUUUGCUGUUUGGUAAUAGCAGUGUUCAACUGCUGUAAUAUUUAUAGAAUGAGCAUGUCAAAUAACCAUAAAUGAACUAUUGACUUAUUGCAUGUUUAUACCAGAUCCUGUUUCCACCCUCCAGCAGUGGCUUAGUGUGGGUUGCCAGAACCAGGGCUGCACCUGCUCUGUCUGAAACAGAGCCUACCCACCCCAGGAAAGAACUCUUUGGUGGUGGCACGCCUGUGCCUCUCACCUUGAGGCAUGAAAAUGUGGGAUGUGAAACACAAGAGCAGUCAAGUACAACAUUCCUAGAGUGAACAUGUUUACACAUGGGGAGGAAUGUUUGUCCAGCCAGCAGGUAAACUUCCUGUUUCCUUCUGGGCUGGGACAGAUUUCCUCUGCAAGUGACUAGAGGUGUGUGUGUGCAGGUAACGACAAAAGCACAGGGCAGGGCAGCCAUCUCUCUUUCUUUCUCCACAUGCAUCAAAGAAGCAACAUCUGCUUAGCCAAAGAUGCCCUCUUGGCUUCCAGUCUCUUGGUCUCCUUAUGGAAUAGUUUCCAAGUAUAUGUUACUUUUCUAAGCUAAGUUUGCCUUCUGGGAUCCGAUUGUGAACAGAAUGUGUGAGUAAACCUUUUUAUACUUUUAUAGAAGACUGUCAUGUCUUAUCCUUUAUGAGGGAAUAAGGGGGAAAUACCAGAACAGUUAUUAUAGAGGCUUUAGCAAGCCUGAGCAAACACAUCCGCUGCAAGUUUAAAAAGGGGAAUGUUACUCUGCUAAAUUGUGAACUUGUUAACACAAGUUGGAAAAGGAUAUAAUCAGACAAUAUAUCCUCUCCUGCAUCCCUGAAGAUUCCCACAGAAAAGGCCAGCUUGGGGCAGGGAGAGAUCAAAUGUCUCCCAGUGGUUCUUACUUUGGCAGUUUGUGACAGACACCUUGAUGAGGGCAACACAAACCACAGUGACCACUGAGCCAAGUCUCACGGUCUGUUUCUUGAAAGUCAUCUUGAAAGCCAGAUAAAACAUAUCCUGGUUCAUCUCUUCACAGUUAAGCCAGAGUUUAAAUACAUCGGCAACAUGCAUGGAAAUGAAGUUGUGGGCAAAGAAUUACUGAUCUACCUUGCUCAGUAUUUGUGCUCUGAAUACCUUACUGGGAAUUCCAGAAUCCAGACGCUGAUCAACAACACUCGAAUUCAUCUCCUUCCUUCCAUGAAUCCAGAUGGAUAUGAACUCGCAGCAGAAGAGGUCAAUACCUAGCAGGGGAUUGGGCAGAACUUUUGUUUUGUUUUGAAAAAAUAUAGUGCUAAAAAAAAUAGUGCCCAAGGUGUCUUAACAAUGAAUUCACAAAACAAUAUUUAAAAAACUAAAAAACCUCUUUUGCUUUUCUUUGGCAAUAGUGUGUGAUUUGCAUUUCUUACCUGAGUCUUCCAGAACAAUUUAUUUCGGGGUGGGGCGGGGCUGAUGUGUAGAUCCUUCUGCCUCUUGGUCAGGAGUUUGUGGUCAGCAGUUCCUUCAGCUCUGUAAGGCUGUAGCACCCAAGCUACAGUUCUCUCCCCCCCAUAAUCCCAGGUAGAAGGAGAUCCUGCAACGUUAAUAUGUUGUGUCUUCUCCAGUUUUCAAAGACAUGUGCAGGAAGAUGAAUCAAAGGAGAUACUUUUGGAAUUGCCAUCUCCUCCCCUUUGCUUCCCCCUAAGGUAAAAUUCCUCCCCUUAGUGACCAGGGCAAAGUAGUGCAGGUAGAAGGCCCCCUCAGACACCCCAAUAUCUGAACUGACCACUUGAGUUUUCUACUUCAUUUUCAGGGCAAGCAGGCCCACUUCUAGCUGUGACUAUUUUGUUUAGAUUACAUGUUAGUUGCUGUUGUGGCUCUUCUGGAUUUUCUCUGGUGCUUCAGUGCACCAUCUCAAAGUAGCACCAGAGUUGUGGAGCUUGUCCUUUUGUUCACUGCUUGACCAGGGGGCUGGCUACAAUGGAUGGACAAAUGGGAGACAAACAGCGCAGAAUCUGGAUCUUAACAGGAACUUCCCAGAUUUGACGUCUGAAGCUUACAGGCUAUCAAGGAUCCGAGGGGCUCGUACUGACCACCUCCCAGUUCCACAGUCUUACUGGUGGGGUAAGGUAUGGAUUGCAAAAGUUUAUGAAACGUGCUCUAUUUUAUAGGCCAUUAACAUAGUAUCUAAAAAGGUAAAGGUACCCCUGACUGUUAGGUCCAGUUGCGGAGGACUCUAUGGUAGUGGCACUCAUCUCGCUUUAUUGGUUGAGGGAGCUGGCGUACAGCUCAUGUGGCCAGCAUGACUGAGCCACUUCUGGCGAACCAGGGCAGCGCACGGAAAUGCCGUUUACCUUCCCGCUGGAGCGGUACCUAUUUAUCUGCUUGCACUUUGAUGUGCUUUUGAACUGCUAGGUGGGCAGGAGCUGGGCCCGAGCAACGGGAGCUCACCCCGUCGCAGGGAUUCAAAUCCCCGACCUUCUGAUCAGCAAGCCCUAGGCUCAGUGGUUUAGACCACAGCACCACCCGUGUCCCCUAACAUAGUAUCUAAUUGCACAUUUAAAAUAUCCUUAGAUCAUCGGGGCUAACAUACCCUUUGGUGCAUAGUCUGCCUUAUUUCAGUAAUGCGUGUCAAAAUGACCUCAGUUCUUAAUUUCAUGAGCUACGGUGAUAUCCUUCUUUACACAGAGCACUUUCAUUAAAAUGUUACAGCGGUAAUCUUCAGGCUGUGUUUUCCAUUCAUAAGAUCUCAAUGAGGCCAUAUUAAAUGCAUCUUAAUGUGAUCACUUUAAAAUGUUCUUCAGGUUGCCCCUGAGACGAAAGCUGUGAUGAAGUGGAUCAAAUCUAUCCCGUUUGUCCUGUCUGCCAGUCUUCAUGGGGGGGAUCUGGUUGUUUCCUACCCUUACGAUUACUCUGUACACCCCCUGGAAGAGAAAAUGUUUUCCCCCACCCCCGAUGAAAAGGUAAUAUUGCAUGACAGACCCAUUCGGAGUAAUGCGAACCUGUGUGAAUUUGCAAAAUGGCUGACCAAAGAAUUUGCUAAGAAUUGCCUGACAAGAAAAGUGUGAUAGUUCUACAAACAGCAAUUGCUUGCAUUUAAAUGGCUCACCACGCACAUCCAUUGCAGUUUAGAACAAGAGUCAUUGUAUUUAAGAAGAAAAUGGCUGAAUCCAUUGUCCCAGGAACGCCAAGUCUUAGUCCCCAGGAUCAGCAGGAAACAUUGAAAGAGCAGCUCUGAGUAAAAUUAAAAGGCAACAGAAGGGGGCAGUAAUGUCAUUUUUAUUUAGUCUGUCAGAAGAAGCCCUUUUACUCACUUUCUUUGGGGUUGCAACUCCCAAAGCAUCUUUAUUUAGAAGCCUAUGGGAUCUCCUUCCAAGUAAAUUUGUCUAAGAUCAGAGUGAGCUAUUACCCUCUGAAGAACUUUAAAAUGCACAUUUCUCAUUUUCCUCUUGUGCAUUUUAUUGCCUUAAAUCGCUGAAUUACAAGAGAAAUAUUUCACUUUUAUCUCAUAAAAUGCUCCCCACCCCUUUUAAGGCAAUCGUACAUGUAGUAUUAUAUAUCUGGAUUCAUCACACCAAGCAGGUAAGAUGUCUAUAAGAUGGAGCCCAAGAUAUUUUGUGUGGAUUCUCAGGGCCCAGGAAUCAUUUUGGGAAGGCCAGUAUAGACUUGGAAUAUGGGUCUCUCUAUAGACUUGGAAUAUGGGUCCUAUCCUAUACAUUCAAUCUCAUGAGUCAUGGAAGAAAAAUGUUUCUCCAAAUUCUGAAAUGACAUUUCUAACAUUUCUGAAAUUGCACCAUGGGCAAUGCUAGUGUUUGUCUACUAAUCCCCAAAACACACACAUUUUUUCUUUGCUAUUAUUUUGCUUUUUUUGGGUUAUUUUUGUAACUUUGUGUUGGUCUCAGUAAAGGAAUUAUACCACCAAUGUUUUGAAUACCACCACCCCCCUUAAUGGAUUCACAAGGCUGCAAACAUUUUAUAAAGCAUGCCAUUCCCUUCAAAGUUUUAUUUUUAUGGUCUUUUUUUCAUUGCAAAAUCAUGAAUUAUCUCCCAAAGGUCAAUUUCUUCUGGCAAAUAUAUACUUGAUAGACAAAAUAGCUAAGUGACUCACAGAGCAAUCCUAUGCAUUAGAGAUUAGGCUGACUUUGUUCAGUGGUGCUUACUUCCCCCUAAGUCAGCAUGGCAUUGCAGCCUUAUCCACUCUGGGCUUCUGGUCGAGCACGUGCAGUUUUUAAUGAAUGGCCCUUUACACUAUUCGCAAGGCUGGAUCUUUGCCCAAACAAACAAACAAACAAACAAGAAUCAGACAGUACAGCUCUCUUCUCUCCUGUUUCUUGUGAGCCUUUUCAAUGUGGUGAUGCUAAUGGUGCUAUUACCUGUCUUUUGAAAGCAUUAGACUGGAGUCACGUGAUGCUUGCGGCCCAUUGUCUUCAUCAUUUGCCAAAGACAGUCUCGACACUGAAAUCAUCUUAUUCAUCAACUUCCCUAGUUAGUGUAUUACCCGAGUCAGACUGCAAAAUGGCUUGUUUUUCUGGGAAAAGGCUAGAGGAUUGUUGGUGUCGUUUAGCUCCCCUUAUUUAACUUCCUUGCAUUUUUGACUCCUUGACUGAUAUGUAUAACCAGUCCCAGAAACAGUGGUAUGCCGUGUGAACGACACAUUUACUCACAUAGAUUUUGGGCCUCUGAUUCCUACCAGCAUCACGGGCUAUCACUGUCCCUGGUUAUUAUAGGUGCUUUGUCCCUUCCAGCGGCUGCAUCCCUCUCCUGCUGUGCACAAGGAACCCAGGGACUUGCAGUUCUUGAGAACACAAGCACAAUCUUUCUGUCUCUAAAGCUACAAAUGCUAGCUUUUCUGCAGAAACACGUUCUCCCUGUCCUAGGCAAGGGUCCAGAUGCACAACUCAUUGUUUGGAAAGUUAGUUCUUCUUUCCUAACACAGACUCUGAUUGAUUGACUCCAGCAGAUCUCACAAUAGGUAUGUAGAUGUAGGUGUGGUACGCUGGUUUGACAUCAGCGGAUAGGAAGUGCCUACAGAGGGUGGUGAAUACAGCACAAGAUAUUAUGGGCUGUCCCGUGAAUCCGCUGGAUGAAAUAGCAGAAGAACAUUGCCUCAGGAGAGUGAGGAAAAUUCUCAGGGAUGAUUCACACCCUGGCCGGCACUUUCUUGAUCUCCUGCCCUCAGGCAGAAGAUAAAGAAGCAUGAUUAGUCGCACCAACAGGGUAAAGAACAGCUUCUAUCCGUGGGCUGUUAGGCUGCUGAAUGAAAAGGUAACAACAGGGCAACUGACUUUUGGGUUUGGUGGGUGUGCGUCAGUAAAUGAGGGGAAUUAAGACUAAGAGAGCUGAGUGGGGGGUGCUCAUGUAAUCUCACUGUAUACAAGUUGUACAAGUGACAAUAAAGUAUUUCAAUAUUUCAAUUUCAAUAGAUACAGGAAAAAUAAUUUCCCAGAAAUAUUCUGAAGCAUGAUCUGCAAUUUAGUCAGUUUGGACCAGGCUCUGCUGGUGCACCUGAUGGGAGAGUCAAGGGCUCCCACAGUUUGAUCAAGUGCUGGAGCCAAUGCAAGACUGGAUUCACCUAACCUGGAUGUUCUGCUGCCUAAUCUCAGAUGUGUUGGAUUGUGCUGUAGCCAUUCAGUCAGGAGGAAAAUGCAUGCUGUCUUUCUCAGAGGCAACUUUUCCAGUUCUAGCGAGUCCUGGCAUAGAUGAAGACCUGAUAUCCUCAUUUCAGUGCAUGGAGCAGUCUGGGAGGCAUUCUCUGACACCCUGCAGUGUUGGGUAUCCAACUGAAAGGGGAGCUAGUCAGGCAAGAAGAGGUAUUGAGGGGAGAGCUAAGGGCACAGUGUCCCUCAGCCCAACAGGGGAUAAAGGUGGGGUGGGAGAUACAUUGGGCGGGGGCCCCAGCCACUAAGAAAGUGAAGCCCCCAACCCAAAAAGGGUGAGAGUCUCACCAGAUAGCUCUGAACGUUAGAGACGUACUGGAGCUCUGAAGGCAUUUGUGACCCACAAAGCAGUAAGAUGGGAACCCUCAGGAUCUGUUUGCCCAUUGUCAGCCUUGGCUUUUGGAGCCCAGAAAAAUCUAGCCUUGUUCCUUAUCCACAGCUGCUUCACACACUACCCAGAAGCAACAACAAAGUGUGAGCCACCUGCUUCAGGUUGUUGUGCAAAGGCAAAAACUGUUGACAAGGUUUUAGAUUGGCUCCAGGCAAAGCACCCGACACCAUCUUUACAGAAGAACUGCUGCCACUUCUGGAUUCUAUGUGACGUGGACCUCAAAAUAUAAACAAGGAGAAGCUUAAUGCGUUUUAGUCAACGGCCCGCCACCUGCUUUGUCUGUGGUUCCUGCUAUUAGUUAACCUAGAACUUGGAGUGAAAUGUGCUUCACCAAGGGAGGCUUGCCUCUUCUUGCUGCUGCAGCCUGUCUGCCCUUCAUCCAGAAGCUGCUCCUCAGCUGCAGCCCCUCUGCCGGCUGCCCGGUCACAAGUCCUUGGGCCUUGCUGUCUCCCCCUCUUAAUCUCCACGGCACAUGUGCUUCUUUGUGCCUCCAUAGCAUUUGCUGGUUUCUCUCCUCCAGACACUUCACCACCAGAAUAUUUUAGCUAGGCAAAUGCACAGCUGAGUGCCUUUCUCUUAAGGUUUUUCAAAGGCUGUUAGCAGAAUAUCUGCAGUCUAGUACAACUGACAUCAAACCAGGGCUGAAAUAAGCCCUUUUAAUUUAUGCCAAGAGAACAGAGGUGCCCUGGAAUGGGCAUUUGUGACUUCGCUUGCCAGAUCUAUUCAAAGAAAUGCUGAGCAUUUAACACCUUUGGAAACAUAUAAGAGAGGUUUUUAAACUUUAUUUUAUACCAUCACUGCUCGUUGCCUAGAGAAUAUAUUUUUAUUAGGCGACUAAUGAAAAUAAGCAUAACAACCCGAAGCAUUUGCAGUUAGAAAUUGUGCUGCAGUUUAAAACACACAAAUUCUAAGUGGUGGUUGGACACAGAUGUGGAAUCAUUAUUAAUGACAAUAUGGUAAUAAAAAAAAUUAAUGACCAAGAAUCCUCACUCUGCUGAUGUAAAAUUAAAAUAGCAACAAAAACUUCACACACAACAGACAAGGAUCCAGGAGGGAGACUGACAAUCAAGGUUCCUUUGUUGCACCUACAAACGAAUCUCUUUGGGUUCAAAACUAGACUGCUUCCUCUCUUUUUUUCAUUCAUUAAAAGAAGAAAUGAAGUGAGCAACACAGUAACAUGAUAGGAAAUUAUACAGGAUCAGAAACUGUAAAAUUUUCUUGUUUUUCUUUUUUUAUCUUUUUGUAAAUGGCUUUGAGGGUUCCGCCACCAGCAAUCAAACUCUGUCUAAAUUUAAAUAAAGAAACAAGCAAGCCAGCCAAAACGUUAUGCCAAACAUUUUCAGCCCAUUUAACUAGAAUAGGCUGGGGGUGUUUCCCAUAAUAUCCCAGUACUGGUGGGCUGCUGUGCAGGUCACAACCUGUUUGAAAUGUCCAAAUGCAAGUGGUAGCAUCAGGAAUUUAAUGGACAUGUGCUUGCAACGUGUGUGUUUCAACAACUGGAAGGCAAACAGCAUUUGGAGUAAAUAAAAAUAAUUCAACUCUCUCUUGUUUUUUUAGAUGUUCAAAUUGCUGUCUAAAGCCUACGCAGAUGCACACCCCGGCAUCUCGGACAAGUCAGAAAUGCGUUGUGGUGGAAAUUUUGUGAAGCGAGGAGGCAUCAUAAAUGGUGCUGAGUGGUACAGCUUUGCAGGAGGUACAUCUCUUUAGCAAUUUGAUAACUCUGCAAGAAGUCUGAAGUUUCUAAUCUUAAAUUCUCAAAGGAAAUUUCAGUAAGGCUUUUGACAAAGUCCUCCAUAAUAGUCUCAGGAGGAAGCUCGUAAAAUGUGGGUUGAAUGAGGAAGCUGUUAGGUGGAUUUGUAGCUGGUUGACUUACUGAACCCAAAGAGUGUUCAUUAAUGGUUCCUCGUAAUCCUGGAAGAAAGUGACAAGUAGGGUGCCACAGGGUUCUGUCCUGGGCCUGUUGUUGUUCAACUCUUUAUAAAUGACUUGGAAGAAGGAAUUGAGGGGAUGCUUAUCAAAUUUGUAGAUGACACCAAACUGGGAGGGGUAGCUAAUGCCACAGAAGACAGAAUCAUAAUUCAAAAUGACUUUGAUAAAUUGGAGAAUUGGGUACAAGCUAACAAAAUGAAUUUCAAUAUGGACAACUAUAAGGUUCUGCGCUUAGGCAGGAAGAACCAGGUGCACAAAUCUAAGAUGGGGAACACCUGGCUUACUAGUUGUACAUGUGAAAAGGACCUAGGGGGUCUUAGUGGACCACAAGCUUAACAGUGUGAUGCAGCAGCAAGAAAAGCUAAUGCUAUUCUAGGCUGCAUCAACAGAAGCAUAGUGUCCAGAUCAAGGGAAGUCAUGGUCCCACUCUAUUCUGCUUUGGUCAGACCACACCUGGGAAUACUGUGUUCAAUUCUGGGCACCACAAUUUAAGAAGGAUGUUGACAAGUUGGAAUGUAUGCAGAGGAGGGCAACCAAGAUGGUCAAGGCUCUGGCAACUAAGCCUUACAAGGAGCGCUUGAAGGAGCUGGGUAUGUUUAGCCUGGAGAAGGGGAGACUGAGAGGAGAUAUGAUAGCUAUCUUCAGAUAUCUAAAGGGCUGUCACAUGGAAAAGGGAGCAUGCUUGCUUUCUCCUGUUCCAGAGGGUAGGAUCUGAAUCAAUGGUUACAAGAAAGGAGAUUCCAUCUAAACAUCAGGAAGAACUUUCUGACAGUAAGAACUGUUCAGCAGUGAAACAGACUCCCACAAGAGGUGCUGGACUCUCCAUCCUUGGAGGUUUUUAUAGGUUGGAUGGCUUUAGCUGAGAUUCCUGCAUUGCAAGGGGUUGGACUAGAUCACCCUUGGAUCCCUUCCAAUUCCAAGAUUCUAUGAAAUAGACUCUUAAAAUGGACAAACCACACAAUAUUUUCACAUAUUAUAGCAAUUCUUAGAAUUCCAUGGGUCAGUGUCAUCGUAGUGUGUCAAUGAAGCUAUUGCGAGUUGAGAAAGAGAAACUUUGGCUAAGUGUGCUGAUUUGUUAUUUAUUGCAUUUCUAUCCCACUUUCCCAUCCAAGGAGCUCAAGGUGGCUCUCCUGCUCCUCAUUUAAUCCCCACAACAAGAACCCUGUGAGGUAGGUUAGGCUGAGAGGAAGUGACUGGCCCAGGUUACCCAGCGAGCCUCAUGUGGGGAUUUGAAUCUAAGGCUGGAUCAACACUGAUAAAAAAAAAUGCUAAGAAAAAAAGUUAUAUCUGUCAAUGCAAUUUCCCAUUGGCUGCUGGUGUCGCAUUUUUAUACCGCAUUUAUAAUGUUAUAGCUCACCAGUAUAGAUUAGUCCUAAGGACUAGCCUCCCAAGUCCUAGCCUAAUACUCUAACUGCUACACCACACUGGCUCUAAUGUAGGCUUGACUAAUUUGUGAUCCAUCAAACCAAAUGUAUUAAAAGGGAGAGAAUGAUAUAUCUGCCAGCAUUUCACAGAUGGAAACGGUGAUGUGUUUUUAUCUUACCAAGAAUUACGUACUUCACACUGUUGACAAGACACAACACUACCUGCUUUAUUCGCUGGUUUUGCAGUAAUCUGUCCUCUGCUGAAUUUAGAGCCAAAAGUGUGAUUCACUGGAAGCAGGGAAAUGCUGUGGACACAUAAUUGCCCCACAAUCUGUUAUGGAUAGUUCAAAAUAUCUUAGCAACUGUACAGUGUGAAACAACAACAACAACAACAAUAACAAUGUUUAUAUCCUGCCUCUUUUCUAUAAAGAGAUCCAAGGUGGCUUAUGGAUAAAACAGAAACAGCUGAAAGCAUAGAAAAAAAUAAAAUUAAAAGCAAUUAAACACUGAUUAGUAUUUAAAACAGUGCUUUUUUCAGGGGGUACUUGAGGGUACACAGUACUGGCACCUUGUUGUUGUUGUUGUUGUUAAGAAGUGUGACGCUUACUGUAACAGCUUCAUAUUGAGUACUGGCACCUAUUUUUCUAGAAAACAAAGCACUGAUUAAACACACAGACAUAUAAACGCACACAUAUAAAAGAUAUAUUAAAACAUACAGAUAAUAACAACAAGAACAUCACAACACCAGCCCUUUCCUUAAAAACAGUCAGGCAGAAAUGGCAGGCUGUGCUGUAUUUUUCACGCACAGAUAUUUAUCUGCAUGUGCACUAGAGACAAAGUGCAUCCGUGCACCUCCUAAGAGCUCUAAUCUUGACGAGGGAGCCGAACACUGAAGACUGACUACUCCAGCAAUUCACCCUAACAAAAGCCUAGCAUGGCAUCCCUAAGGGGAGAAAGUAGGGGAAAUGCUUUGCCAGGGACAGGAGCCAGACAAUAGGCUCUUUCUCUGGCUGAUACUGUGGGUGAAUGGGAAGGUUUCUGAGGAAUCGUUGUUCUUCAGGCAUCUGUUUCUAGAACGGCUAAUGAGACAAGCCAAAAGUGCGAGUGAACCAGGCGAUUUCAAGCUACACAGGACCCACCUCCCAUGUUGAGACAUGACUAUCUGAACAGGGAACUGGGCAUUUGGAAUGGACUGAAGAAGUCCUAGUGGAGCCUGGAAGUGGUCUCUCCCCCACCCUCAGUGAGACCUCCUGUGUACCAGGAAGCGGUGAGACUGCUACCCACUUGGCACAGAGAUAACCACAGUGGAUUGUGGGAUCUAUUCCAGAUGAUACAAAUCCAUUCCAGAGUUUUGGCAGAACAGAAUGAACUCACAGAGUCAUAGAAUGAUAGAGUUGGAAGGGACCCCAAGGAUCAUCUAGUCCAACCCCCUGGAGGAAUCUCAACUAAAGCGUCCAUGGCAGAUGGCCAUAAUUCCUCCCAAAUUUUCCAGAGUGGAACUCCAAAUCUACAUUGAUUAGAAUGUGAUUCUGUUCCAAAACUAAUCUCCUGUUUUCUGUUCCACAUUCACACAAUGCGGCAGCUAGACUGGUGACUGGGAGUGGCCACCGAGACCAUAUAACACUGGUCCUGAAAGAUCUUCAUUGGCUCCCAGUACGUUUCUAAGCACAAUUCAAAGUGUUGGUGCUGACCUUUAAAGCCCUAAACGGCCUUGGUCCUGUAUACCUGAAGGAGCGUCUCCACCCCCAUCAUCCAGCGCCAAGGGCCUUCUGGUAGUUCCCUCGCUGCGAGCAGUGAGGUUACAGGGAACCAGACAGAGGGCCUUCUCGGUGGUGGCGCCUGCCCUGUGGAAUGCCCUCCCAGCAGAUGUCAAGGCAAUAAACAACUAUUUUACUUUUAAAAGACAACUGAAGGCGACCCUGUUUAGGGAAGUUUUUAAUGUCUGAUGCUGUAUUGUUUUUAAUAUUCAGUUGGAAGCCGCCCAGAGUGGCUGGGGAAACCUAGCCAGAUGGGCGGUGUAUAAAUAAAUAAAUAAAUAAAUAAAUAAAUAAAUUAUUAUUAUUAUUAAACUAAACCCUGGGAGGCUCCAAGUUGCUUUAGUGUCGUAUCAAAAUACCCCCAACAAAUGCCAUUACUGAUGAACCUUCCAAUCUUCCUCUUUUCAAGGAAUGGCAGAUUUUAAUUACCUUCACACAAACUGUUUCGAAGUUACGGUGGAGCUUGGUUGCGAGAAGUUUCCCCUGGAAGAAGAACUGUAUUCACUCUGGCAGCAAAACAAAGAAGCUCUUCUGAAGUUCAUAGAAAUGGUAGAGUUUCUUGUGACUUCUUUCUUUCUCCUUCCUUUUACUGAGCUGCUCACCAGGGAGGGUUUGUGACACGAUUUGACUCAAGGGACCCAGCUGCCUUUUCCACAAAUGGGCUGCAAGUAGCAGUCCACAGAUAACUCUGAUGUAACUUCCUCCCAUAUUUGAGAUUAUAGCUGAAGACCGAGGGCAAGCAGUGUCCAAAUUCCUGCUGUCAAGCCAGUUACGUGUGCUCAUUUUCCAUUCUGUUCAUCCUGGGCAGGGCCAGCCUGUCCAUGAAGCAAACUGAGGCAGCUGCCUCAGGUAGCGGAAUCCAAGGGGCACCGCCAUGAGCAUCCAUUGCUGCUGCUAGAGAAGUGAGGAGAAGCAGCUCAGCUCUACAGUUCUUUGAUUCUAAUGUGUAGUGCAGACAGUGGCUUUUUCUGGGUGUACUGAAAGGGUAUGCCGUACAGGCCUCUUUUUUCUAGAAGAAAAGCACUGAAUUCAAAUGUCAUUUUUACAGUCAUUUUUGUGCAGGGCACUUCAGAACAGACCUUCUUGAAACCCUUAUUGGGGAGGCUGCAACUUAUGUUUCUGAAGCAAAUGCUAUCUUAGAUCAGUGGCCUCGCAAGUCUACCAGAACAAUAAGUGGCUGCAAAAUUAGGAGCAACAAGACAUCCCUUUCCAGGUCAUUAGCAGGUAUCUGUUGUGUAUUGUUCUGAGGAGCCUGGUCAUAAUAGGGAUUUAAAGUAGUUAGGAAUAUGCCCGUUUCCCUUCACGGGCAUUAAGUUACUCCUCAUUAAGCAUCCCUGUUUUAUUUGCAGUAUCAUCUUUCAAUACAAAGUCCAGUCCAGACCCAUAAAUUUAUUUUUAUUUUACAGCUGAUCUGCUUUAGAGAAUCCAAAUGGGACUCACUCGAGACAAAAGGGCCUGCAAAUAAAUGAGCCCUAAUAGAGAUGACUGAGUCAAGUCACUUUGUGUUUAGCCAUAGGCCAUUGUAACAAAACACUGACCUCACCCAGUAAAGUCUGGGAAGCACUGGAGGAAGAACAGGAGUGCGGAGGGAGCGAACCACCCCUGGCGCCACUAUUCUGGUAGGGUGCUGUCACAGCGGCCCCCCUGGACACGUGCCACGCACCCCCCCAUGCCCCAGGAGCCAUGCCCCCAGAACACGCACCACACCCUCGCGGGUGGCGUGUCACACCUCUGCGGAUGGCGUGCUAUGCCCCCGGGAUGCGCAUCAUGCCCCUGGGGCACUAGCCAUGUCCCCACCUGCUCUCCACCCCUGGUAGCGGAGCAUGCAGCUUCGCCACUGCUGGGAGGAGCCCUGAAUAUAGCACUUAGGGAAGCAAUAAACCAAGGAAAUUUCCUGAACAACCGAGGGUCCUCUCAGUCAAAACUUUUGCCUCAUUCCACCCCCGCAUCCCAAUUAUCGCAAAAAAGGGCCACUCUGUGCAUGGUAGAUAAAUCUUCACAUGAUAAUCAAUUCUAAACAUUCCUGGGCUCAACCACCUUUUUCAACUUCAGUAGAUGGUAUUGUGCCAUCUCAUAAAGUUUCACCUGAAACAGAAAUGUAGAUUGAUGGAUCUCGCAGCAAUAGAUGGAAAUCCACUCUCUGCUCUGUGGCAACCCCUCAGGGGAAAGCCUUACUCACCAACAUCUCUUCUUCGUUCAAUAAGCAGCAAUUAACUUUAUAGUGAAGUAAAAAUUAGAAACAUGAGCUAUUUACAGGCUAUUUACAAAAAUGUUUCCUACUCGAAAUAUUUUGAAGCCAACAACCAAACACAGUUACUAUUUUUUUAAGUACACAAUUUUUCAUAAAACCAUGGAAGAUUGGGGGAGGAUGAAUAACUAAUGAAUUUGUAACACUGAAGAAGUUGCACCCAUCAUCAAAACCUGAUGAAAAGUCAGUUAAUUCUGUCCUGCACUUUUCUGUCUUCACAUCUACUUUAUGUCAAGAAGAUGGAGAAACAUGGACAUGAUUGGAAUACACUCUCUCUUGCAGACAACAGCCCGGGCCCAAGCAGCAACUUAUUUGUAGUUUCAAACAAGGUUGAUGGGGCUGAUCAGUUGGUUUUACUCAGUCCUGGGUUGAAUAUACAUUCGCCUGCAGGCCUGACAAAGUCACUCUAGAGUGCCUGCUGUGGCUGCAGACACCAGUGUGGGAGAGACAUGUUUUGUUGCAGCUGGAGCAGAUGAAACAUCCAGAAGUGUUGCUACAGGUGCAUGAUGGCAUUUCUUCAUGCCUCCCAGAGGUCAUUCCUCCUCUGGUCACUGCACAACAUGAGUGUCUGUCUCUAGGCACUGUGGUUGUCUGCAAGGGAUUCCCACAUGGUGAGGGUGAUGUUGCCAACCUUCAUGUCAUGUUUGCAGACAUCUGUGCCUUCUUCUUUGGCGAUUCCCCGUAGCCGAGUAAGAUUGUCUUCCAUAAACAUGGUUUUAACAAUGAGUCCGUAACUGAUUGUGGGGGCCAAUUCUGGAUCCACACAUCCUUCCACAAGUGGGGACAUAGGCUUCCGAGCAGGAGUAACACAGAGUUGGUCUGCCAAUGGGCCUGGUGCCUGAAGCCAGCUCCCUACAGAUCACAUCCUAUCAUCUUCCAUUCUGUGGAUAUGACCAAGCCAGUGUAGACGUCGCCGAGACAGAAGGGUGAACAUACGGGGAAUGUGGCCUCAAGAGAGCACAUCUUUAAGACUCUGUCUUGCCAUGUAAUGCCCAAAAUCUUCUAGACGCAGUGCAUGAGAUGUCACUCCUAACAGUUGUAAGUUGCCUACAUAAAGCAGCAUGUUCCACACACAAGCCUGGUUGACCUUCAUCUUGUUAUUGGAUAUAGGCAUCACAUUCUCCCAUACCCUUUUGGAGAGGUGAGCCAUUACCGUAGCUGCCUUGCCAAUAUGCUUGUCCAGCAGUUGGUUAUGAUGGAGCCUAUGUAGACAAAAUUGUCUACCGUGUGCGGUCAACAGUGCUGAUGUGUGGGGUCCUGGCGAUGUCCUGACCCAGGAUGUUGGUCAUUGCCAAGCUGGUGGUAAGGCUGAACUCCCCAAAGACUUGGGGAAAUGAUUGAUGAGUCUCUGUAGAGCUUCCUCAGAGAGCGCUGUCAAGGCUGUGUCAUUUGCAAACAAGACCUCUUGGAUAAGGACUUUUGUCUUGGUGUGGGUCAUGACUGUUUGAACAGACCUCCUCAAAUGAAAGUCCACACUGUCUUCAGUUGAGCUGAAGGCAAAAGAGAGCAGCAGGGAGAAGAAUAUGAUAAAGAGAGUUGGGAUGAGAACACAACCCUGUUUCACACCAUACAAUUAAAAUCAUAAAAUAAAAACCACAAACAACCACAGAGGUAAAAUGCCAUUAAACUCUCACUACACAUGCUGAUUUUAAUGGUGCUAGUGAGGAAUAGAUACAAUUAGCUACUUUAUUACCACCUGUUAAAAUUGCUGUCUCUUUCUUUGUAGGCUCAUCGUGGAAUAAAAGGAAUUGUAUCUGACAAAUUUGGAAACCCGAUAAAGAAUGCCCGAAUUUCGGUCAAAGGCAUCCGUCAUGAUACACUUGCAGGUAAUAGAGUUCGAUGGAGAAGCAAAUUAAAGCCUGAAACUGGGAGGUGGGAUUCAUCUGAAUAUCACAAUAUUCUUUUUUCAUUUCAAAUACAGUAAUAUUUUAUUAAUUGAUUCACUUAUGCAACAACUUCUUUACCUUCAAGUCAAUUUACAAAAUCCAAAAGCAAUAAAACGACUCGGACAUUAAUUGUAACUAAUAAAUUAAACUAUCAAAAUACAGUAGUUCCUCGGUUUAUGAACUUAAUCCGUUCUGGAAGUCCGUUCUUAAACCGAAACUGUUCUUAAACUGAGGCGUGCUUUCCCUAAUGGGGCCUCCCACCACCGGUGCCCUUCCACUGUUCAGCUUCCAUUCUUAGACCGAGGUAAAGUUCGCAAACCGGGACACUACUUCUGGUUUUGUGGAGUUCAUAAACCAAAUAGUUCGUAAACAGGGCUGUUCUUAAACCGAGGUACCACUGUAUCAAAGGAAAGAUCAAAACAAGGGGAAAGCCAAUGUGAUGCUCUCCAGAUUGCAGUUCCCAUCAGCUCUGACCAUUGGCCAUGCUGGCUAGGGCCGAUGGAAAUUGUGGUCGCUUCAGGCAGUGGAAUCUGGGGGGGGGGGGCUCCAUCUGCCCCUGCCACCACAGCAGAACUCACAGAACUCUUGUGGAAGUCUUGACACCAGUAGGUGAAACUUUGGGGUGGCAAAGUAGGAUGGGCUGCCCCUGAUUGUAGGGCAACAACAUUUUGGGGGCCACAUGUUCCCCAGGCCUGUGUGAGAAAGAAGCAUCCCUGUCUGUGGUUCUCCAGUCUUGGUCUCAAACUGCUAUAAAGGUUUAAUAGUGACAGGAAAGUUAAAUGAGCAUGGUUUCAAACUAGAACUGAGAUAUGAAUUUCAACAGGGACAAAUAUAAGAUUCUGUACUUAGGCAGGAAGAACCAGAGUGGGGGCUUAAAGCUGGGUCCCCUCAGUCCUAGUCUACGACUACUUUAUACCAUCUCCAGAGCAUCUCACUUUCAAUAAAUCCUAUACGACUGAAAUAGACCAAUGAAUAUGCAUGUGUGGAAGUAUCAUUCUAUAAUGUUUGAAAAUUUAAAACAAGAUAUUUGUUUCCUUUAGCUGCCGGCGGAGACUACUGGAGACUGCUGCCUCCUGGUACAUACGUUGUCAGUGCUCAAGCUCGUGGCUACAGUAAAGUCCUGAAGAAAGUGACUUUGCCUGCCAAGAUGACCAAGGCUGGACGGGUGGACUUUGUCUUGCGACCCCUCCUUAGUAAGCCCCCUCGAAUUGGCCAUGGGGCCAUGGGCACAGCAUAUGAGCGUUAUGACCCACUGGAACACUUUGACCCUCAUGCUCAACAUGCCCAACCAGAACCAAGAGAUGAUGGAGGGCAGUCUGUCCAGCCGAGAGAAAAACCCUGGUGGUGGUCUUACUUCAGCUCUCUUGAUCAACACAAACCUUUGUGGCUGCUUAAACAUCACUAAACUGUUCUAUGUCGCACUCUUCAUCUGAGCACACUAGGAGUAAAUUGCAUUUCCAGCUCUACUUUUGAUGAUAACAGAAGUAUUUGAAUCCGAUUCCAUUGUGAAUAUAACAUUGCCUUGCUUUCCCCCUCCCUGCAUUUUCUUUACUUCAAAAUACAAAGAAAAUAUUAAAAUUAGUAUGCUCUUAAA